AUUCACAUGUUUUAUUAUUUUCUGUGGGUUUGGGAAGGUGUAUUAUUUUGAGUAAUUUAAGUUUCGCCUGAAUAUAUCCACCACAAAGAUUUUAAAAUUAUCUUUAUUACUUUUUUUACCCAUAGACCUUUUAAUCGAACUUUUCUUCUACAAAUUGUUUCAUUUCAUUUGUUAACAUACUUUGGCUUAUUUUAUAAAUUAUUCUCGUUUAUUUGUUAAUUUUAAUGUUUCCUUAACUCAUUUUAAAUUGAUUGAUCUGGAUAGGGUGAUAUAGUUUUGUAUUUAACCGAAUUCUAGAAUUUGUUGGAUGUAAUAAAUAGGACGGUGUGUAGGAGAUGGACUUUGCAGAUCUAGAGUCUACUACAGGUUUGAGGUUUAGCUGGGUGGUAUGGCCAUGUUCUCACGAGGACGCCGAGAAGGCCGAGGUGCCGGUCGGCUGUCUCUUCACCCCCUUGAAACAGCCAGAUGAAGAGUCACAGAAGGUUCCUCUGGUUGAGUAUAUCCCAAUAAGGCACAAGAACAGUGGAAUUUUCCUUAAUCCGUACUGUAACAUAGAUUUUAACACCAAGAAGUGGAUGUGCCCAAUUACUAAAAUUGAUAGUCCCUUCCCCCAGUUUUACGCAGAGAAUAUCACCCCUCAAAACCUACCCAUGGAACUCACCAAUCUAACCAUGGAGUACAUUAUACCACCGAACGUAACAGGUGGUUGUUUUCCACCAACUUUUAUCUUUCUAGUUGAUGUAUGUAUUGCAAAAGAGGAGCUUGAUCAACUUAAAGAUUCACUUCAACAGGUAUUGAGUAUGUUGCCGGGCGAAUUUAAUGUUGGAUUUGUAACCUUCGGAUCUGUGAUAAAGGUACAUGACCUAACUGAUGCUGACGUGCCAAGGUGUUUUGUACUUAGGGGAGGAUCAGAGCAUACAGCAGAAUAUGUUAAGCGAGUGUUGAACAUAGCCCAGAACAACAGGUUCGUUCAGCCCCUUAGCGCUUGCGAGUAUGCAAUCAAUGAUUUGUUGGAAAAACUGAUACCAGAUUCAUGGCCAGUACCUACCAACAGCAGGCCGAACAGAUGCACAGGCAGUGCCUUGAGUGUAGGUUUGAGUUUGUUGGAGUGUUUCGCACAAGGGAAGGGAGGUAGAGUUAUGAUGUUUCUUGGUGGAGCAUGUACACAUGGGCCAGGAAAGAUAGUGGAAACUAGUCUUUCAGAGUCAAUUAGGCAUCAUUUAGACCUUCAAAAGGAGAGCCAUAAUGCUAGACUCGUAAAGGAUGCACAGAAGUACUACACUGGACUGGCUAACUUGGCAGCUGGAAAUGGCCACGGAAUUGACAUUUUCGCAUGUUCUCUUGAUCAGUCAGGCCUAUAUGAGAUGAAAGUGUGUUGUGAUAAGACAGGAGGAGUUAUGGUCAUGUCAGACUCGUUCAGUAUGAGUGUAUUUAAAGACUCGCUAAAAUCAGUAUUCAAGAGAGACAGUGAAGGUAACAUGGUAGGAGGAUACAAUGCUCGUUUGACUGUAUUUACUUCUCCCGAGUUGAAGGUUUGUGGGAUCGUAGGAGGGUGUCAUUCUCUGAAGAAAAAGGCGUCAAAUGUCUCAGAAAACGUAAUUGGAGAGGGAAGCACGAAUGAGUGGAACCUGGGUGUUAUGGACAGACAAUCAACUUUGGCAGUUUUCUUCGAUAUUGACAGCGGAAACAGUAGUGUGUUGACAAAUGCGAUGAACGCAGUUGGCUUAAACGUUGGUGCAGUUAGUAUGAAGAACACAAGUAGUCCAAAUAAAGACGCUAAUGCAUUGUCUGGACGCCAGUCAUUUGUUCAGUUUCAAACUGUAUAUUUCCACCCAGACGGGACAAAAAGGCUAAGAGUUACUUCAUUUUCUUGUAAAUACGGACAACCAAACCUCGCAGACUUAUCGAAUGCUUUUGAUCAGGAAGCGGCUGCAGUAUUAAUGGCACGCUACGCCUUGUAUAAGAUUAGCACUGAGGACCCGCUCAAUGUGUUACGCUGGCUUGAUAAGAAGUUAAUUAGCCUCGUAGGACGGUUUGCAGAUUUCCAGAAGAAUGACGUCAACUCGUUCCGUUUAUCAAGUCAAUUCUCAAUUUACCCUCAGUUCAUGUAUCACCUGAGAAGGUCACACUUUUUGCAAACUUUCAACGCUUCACCCGAUGAAACAGCUUUCUAUCGCACUAUUUUGUGUAGAGAAAACGUCAUAAACUCGCUAAUAAUGAUUCAACCCGCACUUUUGGAAUAUUCAUUUGAAAGUGAAACUCCUCAGCCUGUGUUGCUAGAUGCAGUUUCUCUGAAGAAGAACGUAAUACUCUUGUUGGACACCUUCUUCCAACUGGUCAUUUGGUACGGAGAAACAAUACACCAAUGGCGUGAGCAGGGAUUUCAAGAUGAUACAAAUUACGCACAUUUUAAGCAACUGUUGCAGGCACCUUCAGACGAUGCCAGGCACAUUUUAGAUGAGCGUUUCCCAACUCCCAAGUUCAUUUUAUGCAAUCAGGGUGGUAGUCAGGCUAGGUUUUUGCUUGCAAAGGUUAAUCCUAGCACUACGUACACUUCAGGCUUACAGGAGUUUGACGGUUCAACAGCCAUCAUCAACACUGAUGACGUUAGUCUCAAGACGUUUAUGGAGCAUUUGAUAAAAUUAGUUGUACAAUCAUAAUAAUUUUUCUAUGA
Molecule: messenger RNA, 2674 nt
Organism: Theileria parva strain Muguga
Lineage: Eukaryota; Apicomplexa; Aconoidasida; Piroplasmida; Theileriidae
Gene: SEC23
Exons: 2
Coding region: 336-2660 (774 amino acids)
Biological process (GO): COPII-coated vesicle cargo loading; COPII-coated vesicle budding; intracellular protein transport
Cellular component (GO): endoplasmic reticulum exit site; COPII vesicle coat
Molecular function (GO): zinc ion binding; GTPase activator activity
Source: RefSeq, a predicted model, not a curated record